CAGAGUGCUGUUUCACACAAUGACCUUUGGCAGAGACGUGGAGAUAGAGAAGGAUGGUAGUUGAAAAGGUAACUGCUAACUGAUAAUACUACUACUGACAGGAGUCGACGUGUUUUCGAGCUGACGGCCACGGUUCUUGAAGGCAUAAUGAAGGAGUCUGGAGAUGAAAUGUGACGUUAUGCUGAGAAUUGAUCCUUGGGAAAAGGGACCAGCUCUUGCACAGAAUGAAAGACUCAUAGGUAAAAGUGCAUUCAGUCCAACAGGGUGUUGUGCCUCAGCUGUGAAGGGUCUUUCCUCUAAUCAUGCCCUGAAACCCCUGGUGCCCACCCUCUGUCUGGUGGUGGUGGUGAUAUAUGGCCUUGGUGAUAAACUCCGCAACUUUGUGGCUGGUAUUUUCAUCCCUCAGUACCAUUAUCCCUAUGCAGUCGCCCUGUGUUUUGCCCAGGUUGUCAUCUCUCUGCUGGUCUUAAAUCUCCUCCAUGUCCUGGAUCUGGUUCCUCUGAAGCCUUACUCCAGGCCCCUUGGUGAGAAGGUCCUGGUGCCUUCAAUCAGCUGCAGCAUCCAGUCAGUGCUGACCAUGUGGGCCAAGGACAGCAGCUCCUGUACCGGCCUCUUCCCCCUCCUCAUGCCUCUGCUGCCCCUGCUUACUGCAGCCUUGAGUUACAGCCUGAAGCUAGCACCACCACCAUCUAUUCAUAUCUCUGUUUUAGUUUCCUUCCUGAGCGGGAUAUGUGUUGUCAUCACAGCUUCUCGGGGUCUGUCAGAUAUGGAGCCUCUGGAGUACAUAUAUGCACCUGCGGCUUUAAUCCUGCACAGUCUGUCACUGACUUGGUUGGCAAAAGUGUCUGAGGCUGAGCGCCACCACUCCCCUGACUCCAAAGCCUCCAUUUUUGACAUCUACUACACAGGUCUGGUUAACCAGAGCUGGGUGCUGGGCCUCCUGUGGCUGCUGCACCCACACAGUCCCUGGCAGGUGUUGAGUCGGGGCAGCUGGCACAGCCUGCUGUUCCACGGGUACCUGUUGGCCAUUCUCCUGCUGGGAAUGGUGCUCGACUUCCUCGUUGGUAUAGUGGCUUUGUCCUUCUCACCAGUCGCUGCUGCAACUCUCCACUCAGCAAGGGAACUCGUCCAACCAUUCUUCCAUCUUGUGUAGUUUCCGUCAGGGGCUGUUUAUUUUACUUUUGCACAGUAUAGAUGCAUAUACACAAGUUAUUCCAAUACUGACAGCAACCUGUAACACACUAUGCAUGCUAGAAGAAGCAACAUUAACUAUGCAAAGUUUUACAGUUGGGCUCCAAAGUUUAUGUUACAAUACUCUAACCAGAAAUCAGUAUUCAUUCCUAACACUAAAACAUACUAUUUCCUUGUAAUGCUGUUACUAAUGCAACUUGUUUGAGGCCAAAAAUGAAGCCAUCAAGCACCAAAAACUCCUUCAACACAAUCUAAUGUGACCACAAACAACUGUUCUAUAGUGUACGCACACUACCAUCACAAACCUUUUAAAGAAUAAUACACGAUCCGCACAUUUUAAUGGAAAAGGAAGUUUCUAUAUAAUAUUUACAACACAUUAUUUAAUAAUAUACACAUACACAUUCAAUUUAUAGAGUAUAAUAUGUGAGUGAAUUUCAAUGGAAUUUUUUAAAAUCUAAUUUCUAUUCAUUUAAAUUCACCAAAGAAGAUGUUUGUGGUGCUAGAUAUAGACUUUUGGGCCCAGUCUGUAUUCACUGUAUAGUUUUAACAAUAUUUAAGAGAUUUAAAACUUGAAGUAAUUUGUAAAAGUUGUAUUAGGAUGUUUCUGAAAGGCAACAACGAAACAGGCAGUGGACUCCCUCCAUUUCUAUCAUGUUUAACAGUGUUUAAUAUAUUUCAGCUCCGGAUUACUUUCAUUUAUUUUUAAACAGACGUUUGUGGAUGUUUCCCUUCUAUGACUCUGAUCGGUUAAUGCUUGUUGGAUGAGUAAGGACAAUGAUGAGACAGACGUCAGUGGUGCUAAGAGCUGAUAUGUGAGUGGAGUCCACUUGAAUAUGUGGAUAUUAACAGUAGGUUAUGAUGCAUAUUGGCACGUAUGUUAAAUUAAGGUGGUAUAAUGCGAUAUGCUUAAAAUAAACUCUGAAUGUCAAAUAAAG
Sphaeramia orbicularis (orbiculate cardinalfish) is the source of this 2126-nucleotide messenger RNA. RefSeq lists its product as uncharacterized. NCBI's taxonomy places the organism in Eukaryota, Metazoa, Chordata, Actinopteri, Kurtiformes, Apogonidae. The transcript is spliced from 5 exons. The record is from RefSeq and is a predicted model, not a curated record. Bases 164 to 1153 code for a protein of 329 amino acids.